UUGAAAAAAUAAUUUUAAAUAAUCAAAAUAUUCUAUUAAAAACAAUUCCGACAAAUUUUGGUUUGGAUAUGUUGGGGUAUAAAUUUGAACAAAUUUGUGGUGGUCCUCCUUUCUUUUUUUGUUAUAUUGAAGGUAGUUUUUUAGAGGAAAAAAUAUAUCAGGACUAGGGUUGCCGGUUUCAAGUCGGGCCAACGGUCGGGGCAUUUUUGGGCUUGUUUUUAUCGAGUCAGGCCGUACGGGUCACUUUCGGGCCAAAUAUCAUGCCCGACUCGAUCUUUCGGUCCGAGUCGGACCAUUUUGGCAACCCCAAUCAGGACAGAAUAUCUUUUAGUUAAGUUUUUCCCCUAAAUUUGAUAAAGAAAUUUAUUUAAAGUCUUUUUAAUUUUUAAAGAAAAAUAUUCUCAAUUAUUUUCUCAAUUAAAUGAAGAAUUCUUUAAUAUAACAUUUGAAGAAGAAAAUUUUUUAAAAGAGGAAGAGGAAACAAUGACUGUAAUUAGAACAAAUGAUAAAUUACUUAUUUUACAAUUUUUAAUUCAAUAUUCACCAACAACAACAACAACAAAAUCUUCUUUACAAAAUAAAUUUAAACAAAAAUUAAAUAAAUUACUUUUUGGAAAUUUAACAGAAGAAAAUAAUUAUUUAAAAUUUAAUUUUAUUUGUUUAUUUCCUCCACAGAUUAAUAUUAUUUUAGCUGUAAAACAAUCAAAUAUAUUAAUUAAUAUAUUAAAACAAAAAAUUAAUUACGAAUAA
This is a messenger RNA of Meloidogyne enterolobii, 750 nucleotides long. The record is from the annotation of a GenBank genome assembly. Lineage: Eukaryota; Metazoa; Nematoda; Chromadorea; Rhabditida; Meloidogynidae.